Messenger RNA from Drosophila melanogaster (fruit fly), 4745 nucleotides. RefSeq names its product sestrin (gene Sesn). Lineage: Eukaryota; Metazoa; Arthropoda; Insecta; Diptera; Drosophilidae. Gene Ontology annotation, biological process: cellular oxidant detoxification; negative regulation of TORC1 signaling; regulation of response to reactive oxygen species. Gene Ontology annotation, cellular component: nucleus; cytoplasm. Bases 1054 to 2547 code for a protein of 497 amino acids. The transcript has 10 exons. The record is from RefSeq and is marked reviewed.
UCAGUUGAAGUUUGUCGCUGGCCGCGUUCAGUUGUCCGGCUAGAAAAGCGGAAGACCGGGAAAUCCAGACGCGCUACAGACGCCCGAUAUCUGCUCCCACUCUCAGCGCAAGAUCGCGGGAAAUCAGGAAGCUCCGAAAACAUCGGAUAACCGUUUUUAUUUUUAUUCCCCUUUGGUUCGUUCUCGCCUCCGUUUCUUCUGUUGCUUCUGUUACUUCUGUUUCGGAGCCCUUCGCCGAUUUCCAGCAAUUAGUUACUACAUCAUAUAUGUUCUGUGUUAUCAAAAACGCGAGCGAAAGAAGCGCUCUAUCUGCGAUUGUAAAGACAAACACCACAAGAAAGUAGCUGUGUGCCCCUCGGGCAAAUGAACCGAAAUUAAAGGAGAUUACAAACAUCGCUAUCAAGCAAAUGUAGAGACUGUUAGUCCGGCGAACAAAGGCUAGCAACAUCUGAGGAGCACAAGCACGUGCAGAGUGGAAGGGUCGCCAGCUCAAAACGACAAAUGAAAACCAAAAACCAGACCAACAUCAUCUGCUCCAACUGCCAAUGCUUUAGCCACUCGAAUCGGGGAAUAGCCAUCACCGACGAGAAGAACGUCCUGCGGAUCCAGAGCUACACCUACAAGUGCUUGAACCACAAUCCGCGACCUCGGAUAUUCCGCUGAUAGUGAUAGUGGACUCUGGCUGCAGAGAGAAGAAGACCCUAGCCUGACCACACCAGACCAGCAUCGCAAUCAGAAGCAGCAGUUUAAGAAAAUCUGGUUUGGCUCCAGCUCCAGCUCCAGCGAUCCAAUCCGCUCUGAUACGAUACGAUACGAUACGAUUCGAUUCGGUACUAUACGAUCCGCGGACGAGCCUCCUGCUUUGGUGCAUUUCCAGUUUGGCGGCUGCUCCACUUUCGUGGCUCCAUAAACAAAGAGCCGGGCGAAAACUGGUUAUUUUCUCACUGCGAUCGAAGCUGCAGCUACCAACUGCAAUCGACUGCGACCUCUGAUUCCGAAUCCGAGCACACGUCGCAUCCACAUCCAACUCGACUCGAUCCCUCCGCCAGACUCAUGUACUACGCCGUCGAUUACUACGCGGAUAUGGGACAAAUCUCUCAAGAUUGUUUCGCUGCAACGCAAACUGGAGCAUCCGACUUUGACAUGGACGAGCUCGAUGACCUGGACCAGGUGACCCAAGUGAUUGGAUAUCAUCCCCAGUUCCACGAUCACUUCCUGGCCACCCAGAACUUCAUUAUGAAGGGCGAUGGUCCGCUGCCUAACGAUUACAGAUACUACUUGGCCAUAAUUGCUGCUGCCCGCCAUCAGUGUCCGUAUCUGGUGAAGCGCUACGAGAAGGAGUUCAUCAACCAGGGCGGCGAUAGUGCCUGGCUGGGCGGCCUGGACUUUAUACCCGCCAAACUACGUGCCAUAUACGAUAUCAAUAAAAUAUUAGCCCAUCGGCCCUGGCUGCUGCGCAAGGAGCAUAUCGAGCGGCUCACCAAGGGGAAGAACAGCUGGUCGCUGUCGGAGGUGGUGCACGCCAUGGUCCUGCUCUCGCACUUCCACUCGCUGUCCUCCUUUGUGUUCUCCUGCGGCCUCACACAAAAGCUGGACGGGCUGUCCAGUCCCAAGCUGAAGAGUCCGCCCGCAGCAGUGGCGGCCCUCGCACCCACCAUUCUCAUCACUCCCACCUCGCCGACGGAGCCGCAGAAGGGGAAGCCAGUGCUGGCGGAGAUCUCGCUCAACAAUGCAAAUCCGGAUUACGACAGCCAGACCGCAGCGAGCAGUAAUGGAGGAGCUCCACCGGACUCGGCAAAUGCGGUUGCGGAUGGACCCGAUGCAACGACCCUUAACGGAUAUUUGGCCACGGCGCAGCAGCUGCCGCAGCAGCACGGCAUCAGUGUGGAGACGCUAAUGGAGCGCAUGAAGGUCCUGUCCCAGAAGCAGGACGAGUGCAGCGAGGCGGAGCUGAGCAGCCGCUUCCAGAAGGUGGAGCAGCAGACGGCGGAGCUGGCGGCCGUGACUCCGGAGGCGGCUGUGGGCGUGCCCACCAACCUGUCGCACUACGUGGACGAUGCCAACUUCAUUUACCAGGACUUUGCCCGGCGCGGCACCGAGAGCAUCAACACGUUUCGCAUCCAGGACUACUCUUGGGAGGAUCACGGCUACUCGCUAGUGGACGGAUUGUACAACGAUGUGGGCAUCUUCUUGGACGCCAAGUUUCGGGCGGCCUACAAUCUCACCUACUGCACCAUGGGCGGCAUCAAGAAUGUGGACACGUCCAAGUUCCGGCGGGCCAUUUGGAACUACAUCCAGUGCAUCUACGGCAUUCGCCACGACGACUACGACUAUGGCGAAGUGAACCAGCUCCUGGUGCGUCCCCUGAAAAUGUUUAUUAAGACAGCCUGCUGCUUCCCCGAGCGAAUCACCACCAAGGACUACGAUAGUGUGCUGGUCGAGCUGCAGGACAGUGAAAAGGUUCAUGUGAAUCUGAUGAUAAUGGAAGCCCGUAAUCAGGCCGAGUUACUCUAUGCUCUGCGCGAGAUAAUGCGCUAUAUGACUUGAUCUCAUUAAGUGAAUAAACAUACAUACGUACGAGUAUAUAUAUAUACAUACACGCCCAAAAACCACUCACCACACACAUACCCACACAUGCAUAAAACAUUUUGUUAUUUUGAGAGAGCGCAUCGGAAAUUCGGCGAAUCGGAAACGGAAACGGUAUCUGAAGGAUCGAUCCCAGAGGCAGGAAGAGCCGCGAAAAUACUGUUUUGAACACAACGAAAAGAUGGAGUAAAUGGAGCGUGUGCUAAGCUACAUGGAUAGCAAUUAAUAGCCAUUCGAUAUCGGUGUCCAUUAAAUGAAUGUGAAUCGUUUACUACUCAAUUACCAAUAGUCUGUGUCUAUGGUUAGCCAACACGCCAAUUAAUCACGUAUGCAGCCACAAUGCAAGAAUGGAAAAUAAUUCCCAAAUUGAGCUGAACUCAAAAGCCAAACCUUCUGUCUGUUUCCCUUUCGUGAAUGUGCAAGCAAUAAUCACUGUACAUAUGUAUUAUGUUUUGUUUAAUUAUUUUAGCGCAAUAAAUACAACUUUAUUUUAAUUAAACCACCCAUGUUUUUUGUUUUACUCCUUCAUCCGUUUAUGAUCUCUUUUUUGUCCCUGAUUACAAUUAUUAUCCUGAGUUUAGUGUUUCGGACAGAAAACGAUGGUGAUUCAAAAUGGUCGAGCUUUUGAUGGAGAGAUAAUAGGUAUAAAUGUCUAUUUUGAUAGUAUUUAAAUCAACUAAUCAAUGACUGUAAUGUGUGUAUCGCAUCUAAAAUAUUUGUAAGGCAUUCAAUGUCGUUGGUAAUGCAAAUGACACCCGUCUUGGCUGACACGAGGUCAAAAGUCAACUAUAUACACAAUAAGCCGAGCUUGGAAUUUAAUCGGCAAUAUACGAAUUUAAAAUACACUUGCUACAGGGCAUCUUGCUAUGGCAUCUUUAAACGCUUUAUUGGUCCUUGUUUGCUAACUUCCAUUUCCAAGUUGAAACCUUUGUUGAGCGGAGGUACGCACAUCUUACUGAUGAACAAAUCGAGUGUACCUUUUGCAUUCGUGUAGAUACAUUUGACAUAUUUGUCGAGAUGCAGGUUUCGCGUGAAAUGCAAACGAAAUACUUAAGUCACAAUGUUUAAUCUUAAGGUUGUACCACGCUUUGAUGGGUUGCUAUACACAAGAUUUUGAUGGGUCAAUAGUGUUUACAGACCAUCUGUAGUAUUAAAGCGAUUUCGAUUAAGCAUAUUUGUGCAAUAUUUAUUGGUAAUUGAAUUAAAAUUAGUAUGUAAACUGAAAAUGCCGAGUUAAUGGUUUCUGCAAAUAGGUACGACUCUAGUGCUAUGUAAGACCUCCAAUUGUUUUCAGGCCCAUCAAGCGAGUUAGAUACCAUUGUACAUAAAACUAGCGAGCUGUGGCAAUUCAAAGAUGUGAUUUUACCGAAUAUAUAUACAGGCACAUGUAUUCCUUUGCAAAUAACUAAUACAUAGAACAAGUAUAUAUAUUUGGCCUAGAUAUAACACCUAUGUAUAAUUUCCCAUCCCCUCACACAGACUAGACUAAAUUAAUCGCUCUCCACAUGUUCUUGCAACUAAAUGGAACGGCGAGUGCAACUUGUAGGUGAAACUAUUUAAGUCAUAAGUGCAUAUUAUUAAGACACAAGAGCUCAAAAAAGGCUGUUCAAAGUGAGUAAAUAUGAACGAAUUUAACGUUUUUGAAGAUGGCAAUGCAAUUGCUGGAUAAAUUAAUAACUAGGCAUGUUUUAAUGUUGAGUGUUUUUUGGUCAAAUCAUAAGUACAUAUUUUCGAGCAUUGGCUCUUUCUAGAAUUAAGUAAAUAUAUUAAUCCAGCUUAAAUUGUGUGUUUAACAAUUAACAACAAAUAGAGUGUACAUGUGACUUUAAAUCAAACGAUUUCCCGUUGGAAAUUUUUUAUCCGUCUAUUUUUGAUGUCCAUUCUAAUCUUGAAUGAAAUAUGAUCGCAUAAAUACAAUACGCAUAAAUAAGAAACCACAGGAGAGCACCAUUUCAGAAUUUCAAACGAAAAACAAAUAAGUGUAAUAUUUCUUCUCAGCUGAAACACACUAUUUACUAUAUAGUUAGUUAUACUACUAUUUAACAACGCUUGUUCUAUGUGAUUGAUCAGCCCAACUGCGAUACCCAAAAUUUUGUGACUGCUCCUUGGAGAUCUUCAUCUUGUAUUACUCAUAAGCGCACAGAAUUAUUAGUGUUUUU